Molecule: messenger RNA, 1056 nt
Organism: Euleptes europaea (tarantolino)
Lineage: Eukaryota; Metazoa; Chordata; Lepidosauria; Squamata; Sphaerodactylidae
Gene: SIRAL1
Product: family with sequence similarity 118 member B
Exons: 6
Coding region: 10-1056 (348 amino acids)
Source: RefSeq, a predicted model, not a curated record
AGAUACUGGAUGGCUUCAAAUGCAAGUCUGACUGUGGAUAAAGAAGCUUUGUUGGAAGAUGGGAUUCCCCCAGCAAAAAAGCCCAGGAAAUUAUUGCCAAGUCUGAAAACCAAGCGGCCCCAGGAGCUUGUGCUGGUGAUUGGGACUGGCAUAAGUGCGGCGGUGGCGCCUCAGGUGCCAGCCCUGAAAUCAUGGAAAGGCCUCAUCCAGGCCUUGCUGGACGCUGCUAUUGACUUUGACCUCCUUGAAGACGAGGAACGGAAAAAGUUUCAGAAAUGUCUCCGCGAAGAUAAGAAUCUCAUCCACGUUGCCCACGACCUGAUUCAGAAAUUGUCGCCACGCACAAGCAAUGUCCGUUCCACAUUCUUCAAAGACUGCUUGUACGAGGUCUUUGAUGACCUGGAGUCCAAAAUGGAAGACACUGGGAAACAGCUGCUUCAGUCCGUGCUCCAUCUGAUGGAAAAUGGUGCUCUUGUGCUCACCACCAACUUUGACAACCUGCUGGAAAUUUAUGCUGCGGACCAAGGGAAGCAGCUUGAAUCUCUCGACCUCACAGAUGAGAAAAAGGUGCUGGAGUGGGCACAGGAAAAAAGGAAGCUCAGCGUUUUACAUAUUCAUGGGGUGUACACAAACCCCAGUGGAAUAGUGCUGCAUCCUGCUGGCUACCAAAAUGUCCUACGCAACACAGAGGUUAUGCGGGAGAUCCAGAAGCUGUACGAAACAAAAUCCUUCUUGUUCCUGGGCUGUGGUUGGACUGUGGACGAUACCACAUUUCAGGCCCUCUUCUUAGAAGCUGUGAAGCACAAAUCCGACUUGGAGCAUUUCAUGCUUGUGCGCCGUGGUGAUGUGGAUGAGUUCAAGAAGCUCCGAGAAAACAUGCUGGACAAAGGGAUUAAAGUGAUUUCCUAUGGGAAUGAAUAUGCAGACUUGCCUGAAUAUUUUGAGAGGCUUACAGAUGAGAUCUCCAACCGGGGUCGAGCAGGUCUGCCUCGAGAAGGACAGCUAAAUGGCACAGCCGGAGCACACACGGAAAUGAAAGGUAUGGCAUUUACUUGA